AUGUUAAGUUUAAAUGACUAAUAAAAUUAAGUUAUUUCUUGUGGACAUGAUAAUUUAAUUUUAAUAAUUGAAUUUUCAAAUAGAAAUUGGAAUGUAAUUUAAAAAGUUAAAGCUGAUUGUAUUGGACGUCAAUUAUGCUUUAUCAAUAAUAAUCAAUUUACAUUUAAACCAAAAUCAGGCAAUUUGAUGCAUAUCUAUGAGAUGAAUAGUGUAACUAAAUAAUUCACAAAAACUAAAGAUAUUAUUAUUAAUCAAGGUGAUGAUUGUCAAAUAUUAUUUCCGUAAUAAUAUCUUAAAUAAAAAUAAGUAUUAACUAAUAGACACGAUAAAUUUGACAAUUUUAUAAGAAAAACACAAAAUGGAGAAUUUAGACUUGAGUAAUCUAUUCUAUUUGGUUCUAAUUCAAUAUUUGGGCCAUUAAGUGAUGAAGAAAACUAUUUGAUAACUUGGAAUGACUCAUCAAAAGAAAUAUAAAUUAGGAAAUACAAGGAAGAAUGA
Molecule: messenger RNA, 498 nt
Organism: Paramecium pentaurelia
Lineage: Eukaryota; Ciliophora; Oligohymenophorea; Peniculida; Parameciidae
Source: the annotation of a GenBank genome assembly